Messenger RNA from Ascochyta rabiei, 1503 nucleotides. Its product is annotated as Dityrosine transporter 1. The transcript has 2 exons. The coding region runs from base 1 to 1503 and encodes 500 amino acids. Gene Ontology annotation, molecular function: amine transmembrane transporter activity. Gene Ontology annotation, biological process: transmembrane transport; amine transport. Lineage: Eukaryota; Fungi; Ascomycota; Dothideomycetes; Pleosporales; Didymellaceae. The record is from RefSeq and is a predicted model, not a curated record.
AUGCGUUCUCCGAUUGAGUUCGAGAAAGACCACCACUACGACAGGUGUCGAGACAGUAUCGACAGCGAUUUCUCCUCUUCAGACAAUGCCGCAGAGCCAUUAGCACAAGCCGACGAUGUUGUACCACCACCUCCACCACCUCCAUACUCGGCCUUCUCUCUCAAUCGUCGGCGCUUCAUGCUUGGCGUCGUGACAGCAGCAGGCUUCUUUGGCCCUUUGACUGGCGCAAUUUACUUGCCAUCUCUUGUGCUCUUCGAAGAAAUUUUCAGGGCUUCGGCAACAGCGAUCAAUGCGACGGUGGCGAUGUACAUGGUGGUGUUUGCCAUCGCGCCACUUUUCGGCGCAGUAGCCUCCGAUGUUGGGGGGCGUAAACUCGUUUAUAUGGUCGGUCUUGGAAGCUUUCUGGUCGCAAACGUGCUGCUGGCCACGCUCCCUGCUCACAUCGCACUUCUCUUCAUCCUACGAAUAUUUCAGGCUUUUGGGUCGUGCAUCGUCUUCUCAGUCGGAGCAGGCACCGUUGCGGAUAUCACCGAGCCUGCAAAACGCGCAUCCGCUCUGGCCUGGUUUCUCAUGGGGCCCCAGCUUGGACCAGUGUUUGGACCAGUCAUUGGCGGUGGUUUUGCAGAUGUUUCGCGCUGGAGAUGGGUUUUCGGCUUCUUGGCCUUGACUUGUCUUCCUGUGUACUGCGCCAUCAUCUUUUGCAUGCCGGAGACUCUACGAUCUCUCGUUGGCAAUGGUGCCGUUCUUGCUCACCAGCCAUGGUUUUCUAUACCCAAGCUCCGCACACAACCUAAUACGGAUAUCAAGGGCCCGAAGGUCCCUCGUCCAUCAUUUCGAAAGUUCAUGCGGCUUCUGAAGUACCCUCCUCAUCUCAUCGUCUCGUUCAAUGGUGCUUUCCAGUUUGCUGGGUUGUAUGGGUUGUACAUUUCCCUUCCAACUGUACUCAAGGAUACGUACAACUGGUCUACCGCCGAAGUCAGCUACGCAUACCUCGCGCCGGGUAUCUCCAUGUUCAUCGCCUCCAUCAUUGUCGGUCGUGGCAGUGACUGGCUGCGCAGGAGGUCUAUCGCUAAAAGCCCCGACGGCAAGGUCGCACCUGAGCGACGAAUUGCUUAUCAAAUACCUGGUUUUUUUAUCGCAGCCGUAGGCAAGCUCAUGUACGGAUGGUCCUGCCAAAACCGCGUAAGUCCAGCUGCCGGUCUGAUUGGAUCGGCACUUGCUUCUGUUGGGACAUCGAUUGUCUUCGUCACCAGCACUUCAUUCCAGACAGAAUGCGACCCAGCUCAGACCGCGAGUCUAGUCGCAUUAGGAGGUUUUCUUCGCAACGUCGCUGCAGCCAUCGCUGCUGUUGUCAUGGAUGGCCUACUGGACAAGGUUGGUGUUGGAUGGACCUUCAGCAUCUUUGGGGCGAUGGAUUUGCUCUGCAUUCCUGGGAUCCUGCUGAUCAUCUUCAAAGGUGCGGAGAUGCGCGCAGCAUUGAAAGCACAGCAGACGCAUGGCUGA